AUGCCGUUUUCUCAUCACAGUCAUUCGGGCCAGUUCUGUCUGCAUGCGCAAGAUACUCUUGAGCAAAUGAUAGAGGCCGCUAUUUCCAAGGGCAUGAUUGUUUUCUCGUUGACCGAGCAUAUGCCCCGGGACCGGUUGGAGGAUCUCUAUCCUGAAGAGAUUGCUGCCUACCAGACACCCUUCGACCUUUACAGAAAUUUCCAAGACUAUUAUAACACCGCGCUUAGGCUGCGUGCGAAAUACCAACACCGGAUCCAUCUCCUCGUUGGUUUCGAGGUCGAUUACAUCCGCCCUGAAUCCAUCCGUCUCAUUGAGAAUCUCCAAUCAAUUUACAAAUUCGACUUCUUCGUCGGAUCUGUUCAUCAUGUUAAUACUAUUCCAAUUGACGUUGAUAGGCCAAUGUACCUUAGAGCUCUUCAGAGCGUAGGUGGCACAGAGGAGAGGCUAUUUGAGGCAUACUUUGAUGCUCAAUAUGAAAUGCUUACACAGCUCAGACCCGCUGUUGUGGGUCACUGGGACCUUAUAAGGCUGUUUAGCGAGAACCCAGCUAAGCCUUUGAUUGAGUAUGGCUCUGGUGUGUGGGGAAGAGUUGUCAGGAAUGUCAAUUUUGUUCUUAGCUACCGUGGUCUUACGGAAUUAAAUUCCGCCAGUUUGAGAAAAGGCUGGGAUGAACCGUAUCCCAGGAGGGAUUUGGCCCAGCUUGUUAUGGCCAACGGUGGUAGAUUCACCAUAUCUGAUGAUAGCCACUGCGCCUCCCAAGUCGGCCUUAAUUAUAACCGGCUCCUGGACUACAUCCGGGAUAUAGGCCUUCAAGAGGUCCAUUAUCUUGAGAAGCUCCCUAUGGGCGAAAUGGCCGUCAACGUGCUUGAUGCUUGUGCCGUGCGAAGGCUGACUAUAGACGAGCUGACUCAGCAGAGGUUCUGGCAACUUUGA
This is a messenger RNA of Tuber melanosporum (Perigord truffle), 933 nucleotides long. RefSeq lists its product as uncharacterized. Gene Ontology annotation, molecular function: histidinol-phosphatase activity. Gene Ontology annotation, cellular component: cytoplasm. The record is from RefSeq and is a predicted model, not a curated record. The transcript is spliced from 3 exons. Bases 1 to 933 code for a protein of 310 amino acids. NCBI's taxonomy places the organism in Eukaryota, Fungi, Ascomycota, Pezizomycetes, Pezizales, Tuberaceae. Gene Ontology annotation, biological process: L-histidine biosynthetic process.